GUCAGACAUUUGACCGUUAUAUCAUGUGUUUUAAUCAGGAAUGGGGAUUUAUAUUAUAUUGAGUUAAUUAUGUGGUACUUUCGACACACAACUAAGAAAAAACGAACAAACACGAGAAUUUUGUACCACGCGACUUGCCGUAGCUUGUCAUUAUUACCACAUCCUCCUAUUUUGUUUGUAGCAAACAUUUGGCUAGCUGAGUACGGUAUAGCUACUAUGCUCCUACGCUCGUUGCUCUCAAAUUACAUUUGGAGGUAGGAUAUCUUCUACAAAAACUAUUUUGUAUUUUAAUAUAGUCUGACACGCUGUGUAGAAUAGGGGCCAUCCAUCGACAGAGGUAAACAAAGUAUUAGUGAGCUGCAUAUAGUAGCCAUCUCUUACUCGUGUCGUCGCUUGUUAAUGGAAACAACUCUUAUUUCACAAUGAACUGUCGCUCGGAAGUUCUUGAGGUAACGGUGGAGGCGAGGCAGGUGGAAGAAGCCAUGCUGGCUUUGCUGCACACCAUUUUACUGCACCGCAGCACCGGGAAAUUCCACUACAAAAAGGAGGGCACCUACUCCAUCGGUACAGUGGGCACACUAGAUAUCGACUGCGACUUCAUCGAUUUCACCUUUGUCAGGGUGUCCUCAGAGGAGCUGGACAGGGUGAUCAGGAAAGCUGUGUCUGAAUUCAAGGAUGCUCUGAACAACUCUGGCAGUGAUGGCAUGGGGCAAAUCUCCCUGGAGUUCUACCAGAAGAAGAAGUCUCGCUGGCCCUUUUCUGACGAGUGCAUUCCCUGGGAGGUGUGGAGCAUCAAGGUUAACGUUGUCAACCUCGCCAAUGAGCAGGAGAGACAGAUCUGCAGGGAGAAAGUGGGUGAGAAGCUGGGUGAGAAGGUGAUCAACGUUGUUGAGGUCAUAAAUCGCCACGAAUACUUGCCAAAGAUGCCCACCCAGUCUGAAGUGGACAAUGUUUUUGACACCAGUCUCAAAGAUGUCCAGCCAUACCUUUACAAAAUCACAUACCAGAUCACUGACUCUCUGGGCACCUCUGUAAGCACCACUAUGAGAAGGCUGAUUAAAGACACCCUGGCCCUGUGAGGAAGCUCCAACACAGAGAGGAGAAAGAUAUGGAUGAUUUUAUCCAUAAUUGUAUCUAUAGUCAUGCCUGACUCUAUGCUCAUGAGUAUGGUUUGUCAGCUCUACUCCUGCUACAAUGAAGCAGAGGCAGUGUAAUUCCUUUUCUUAAGUCUCUACUGUGGUUCUGGUAUUGCUUGUACCUCAAGAUUCUUGAUUAUGUAAUGUCUACUUCAAAGAUAUUUUGUUUUUGCAAACAUUUCUUUCCAGAUUAUCUUUAUGUUCCAUCAUCUAGAAAUGCAACUUUAACACAGUAGUGAAUAACAUUAUAUGCCAGUUAAAUCUUUCAAAAAUAUGUUGUUCAUAAUGUAAAAUCUCAUAAUUAUUGUGAAUAAAUGUUUGACAUCAAA
Molecule: messenger RNA, 1465 nt
Organism: Lates calcarifer (barramundi perch)
Lineage: Eukaryota; Metazoa; Chordata; Actinopteri; Centropomidae
Gene: atg101
Product: autophagy related 101
Exons: 2
Coding region: 423-1079 (218 amino acids)
Biological process (GO): autophagosome assembly; autophagy
Cellular component (GO): phagophore assembly site
Source: RefSeq, a predicted model, not a curated record